Dimorphilus gyrociliatus is the source of this 936-nucleotide messenger RNA. The record is from the annotation of a GenBank genome assembly. NCBI's taxonomy places the organism in Eukaryota, Metazoa, Annelida, Polychaeta, Dinophilidae.
AUUAAACAAAUAUAGCAGACGACGAAAAAAUAUAUAACUAGGAAAACAUUUGAUUUAUUGGUGAGAAAGGUCUAUAAUUUUAAUUAGUGACGAUUAAUGUAAUACCGAACAUAUGGCUACAAAAACGUUACUCGAAUUGAGUUCUGGUGAGGAAUAAAUUGAGAAUUUAGAUCGUAGUCAGAUUAUUUAUCUAUACCCUAUAUCUUAGAACAUUCAGGAGCUUCAUCUAAAUUUCCUAUAGCCUGUCCAGAACACAUUAUAUUUUGUUUGGACGUGUGUCAGGAAAUGGAUCGUGAAACUUUUACAGUAAGAUCUGGAAGCACAUUCUCUCCUUUGAAUUUAGUCCGAAAAGCGAUUGCAAUAUUUAUGGAACAAAAAUCUUCAUGCAAUAAGAAUCAUAAAUAUUCCCUUGUCUUGGUUCACGAUGAGUGUAGCUGGAUGGUACCUUUUACAACACAACAUAAAGACAUCCUAAAUGCUAUAGACGAAAUACCAGAGUCGAAAGCACAUUUUGGGCAUUUCACUUUCGAUUGCUUAUUUAAACUUUUUAAAAAGCAUGUUAUUCUUCCGCAAUCUCCAGAUUCUACCGUUUAUCGUGCUAUCUUCAUAUACGGUCGAUCGAAUUGCAUGCUAAGAUCGCUAUGCGAUAGCCCUGAAAGAAAAGAAUUUUUGGAAUCUGCAAAUUUUUAUAUCGAUGCCAUUUAUAUACAUAAUAAAUUGGUUGAAAAUGCCGAAAAUAACAAAUGCGAAGAGAUUUAUCGAGAAUUAUGCGAUCUUGAUAAGGAAGGAAAAUACUAUAUCUUUGAAGUCAGCGGAAAUACAACAAAAUUCUUUACUAUUUUUGCUAAAUUAAUUGCACAUCCAAGGCAAAGGGCACAGGAAUCAAUCGCCUUCAAAAAGUCAAUUUUAGAUAUAACUUUGGAUGAAGAAGUUUAA